AUGGGUGUCUGGGACGUCAUCAACGACCUUGUCGAGGCCGCCACGCCAUGGAGCACGGCCGAGGCUGAGGCCCCCCCCGCUGAAGAUAAGGAAACCACUGAGAGCCAAGACGAUUCUAAGGAUAAGGCUGAGGAAGAGGCAGAGGAGCCGGAGGAGGAGGAAGAGGAAGAGGAGGAGCUUGAGGAUCCUAAGGAUAAGUUUGAGGAAGAGUGCCGAAACUCUAAGCAAUGCGCCCCUGCGAAACAUCAUUUCGAUGAAUGCGUCGAACGGGUCACGAACGCUUCUGAUGACGAUGGCGAGAGUGAGGAUUGUGUUGAGGAAUGUGAGUAUCCGCCGUCCGAUUUUGGCCCAAACCGUGGUUCCGGCAGCAUUCGUAGCAUAUUUCAUUGA
Xylaria bambusicola is the source of this 390-nucleotide messenger RNA. RefSeq names its product ubiquinol-cytochrome C reductase hinge protein-domain-containing protein. The record is from RefSeq and is a predicted model, not a curated record. The transcript is spliced from 3 exons. Lineage: Eukaryota; Fungi; Ascomycota; Sordariomycetes; Xylariales; Xylariaceae. Bases 1 to 390 code for a protein of 129 amino acids.